UAUAGUUCACAACCGUUUAAAAUAAGCUUAUGCAGUCUGUCACGUGGGCUUUAAUGAUUACCAAGAGCCCCGCGCACACUGACAUGAAGAGUCAUAUUGCAAACUCAGAGAUAGCUACAAGGUAUGAACCGGCUCUGUCAGGGAUUGUUUUGAACCAUGGGCGACAACAUACUGCAUUUUACGCAUGCGGCUCCCUUGGACAGAGGACUGGUGGAUUUAUAUCAUCAUACCUGGCAACAAGUGCGUUAAUGGAUAUUUGGCAAACAAUCUUUACAAGUGUGACAGUGAGCUAACCCGCGAGAAGCUGAGAGCUGCUAACCGGAGGAUGGAGACACGGAGCCGCCUGUUUGAGGCUUUACGGCUCCGCUGCCGUAACACAGGCAGCAAUGAGCACGUCUGACAUCUCUGCCUCAUGAAGCAUGUUAACGCAGGAGUCUCACCUGAUUUAGCGGAGCUCGGCGGGAGUGGGAGCACCGUGGCUCCUUCAUUUAGUCAUUUGUUGAACGCUGGACGGCACCCAUCCAUCCAGACACCACAUAAGGGAUGUGGGGACCCCAGAAAACAGGGCUCUUUGACAUUCUUUCAUUGCCGCUAGUCGUGGCAGUGAUGUGCUGUGCCCAGAGCGUCAAUGAACCGGGGAACAUGUCUUUCGUCAAAGAGACUGUGGAUAAACUGUUGAAAGGAUAUGAUAUUCGUCUUCGGCCAGACUUUGGAGGUGCACCGGUUGCUGUUGGCAUGAGCAUAGACGUGGCAAGUAUAGACAUGGUGUCAGAAGUCAACAUGGACUACACGUUGACGAUGUACUUCCAGCAGUAUUGGAGAGAUAAGAGACUGGCCUAUGCAGGGAUCCCUCUCAACCUGACACUAGACAACAGAGUCGCAGACCAGCUCUGGGUCCCAGACACCUACUUCCUCAACGACAAGAAGUCCUUUGUUCACGGCGUCACUGUUAAGAACCGUAUGAUUCGGCUACACCCAGACGGCACUGUUCUCUACGGCCUCAGAAUCACCACGACUGCAGCCUGCAUGAUGGAUCUGAGGAGGUACCCGCUGGACGAACAGAAUUGCACUCUGGAAAUUGAGAGUUAUGGUUACACAACAGAUGAUAUAGAGUUCUAUUGGAAAGGAGGAGACACUGCUGUGACCGGGGUGACACGCAUCGAGCUCCCUCAGUUCUCCAUCGUCGACUACAAACUGGUUUCCAGGAACGUGGUCUUUUCCACAGGUGCCUACCCUCGACUGUCUCUGAGCUUCAAGCUGAAGCGAAACAUCGGAUACUUCAUCCUGCAGACGUACAUGCCCUCCAUCCUCAUCACCAUCCUAUCCUGGGUGUCGUUCUGGAUAAAUUAUGACGCCUCGGCUGCCAGAGUUGCAUUAGGGAUCACCACUGUCCUGACCAUGACAACCAUCAACACACAUUUAAGAGAGACUCUGCCCAAGAUCCCCUAUGUCAAAGCUAUAGACAUGUACCUGAUGGGCUGCUUUGUGUUUGUCUUCCUGGCUCUGCUGGAGUAUGCCUUCGUCAACUACAUCUUCUUUGGAAGAGGACCUCAGAUGCAGAAGAAGAUGGCUGAGAAGGCACAGAAGGCAAAUAAUGAGCGGGAUAAAUUUGAUGGACCCAAGUCCCUUCUGGAAGGAGGCAAUUGCAAGUCUUCGUCUGUUAAACUAUCCAAUCAGGUACAAGGAUGCUGUCACUCACCGAGGGUCGACUCCCAGGGGAACAUUUUGCUGACAACCUUGGAGAUCCACAACGAGGUGGGAGGGAAUGAGAUCACAACCACGGUGAGCGAGACCCGCAACUCAUCCUCCAUGGCGUUCGACAACUCGGGGGUCCAGUACAGGAAGCCGAGCGGGCCGCGAGAGUCGGGCCGCCUCAGCACGGACAGGAACGCGCACGGAAAGAAAAGCCGUCUGCGGAGGCGAUCCUCGCAGCUCAAAAUCAAAAUCCCAGACCUCACCGAUGUGAACACCAUCGACAGAUGGUCACGGAUAAUAUUCCCCUUCAGCUUCUCUCUCUUCAACGUAAUCUACUGGCUUUACUAUGUCAAUUAA
Molecule: messenger RNA, 2052 nt
Organism: Sander lucioperca (pikeperch)
Lineage: Eukaryota; Metazoa; Chordata; Actinopteri; Perciformes; Percidae
Gene: gabrb3
Product: gamma-aminobutyric acid type A receptor subunit beta3
Exons: 10
Coding region: 544-2052 (502 amino acids)
Biological process (GO): nervous system process; monoatomic ion transmembrane transport; regulation of membrane potential
Cellular component (GO): membrane; synapse; neuron projection
Molecular function (GO): extracellular ligand-gated monoatomic ion channel activity; GABA-A receptor activity; neurotransmitter receptor activity
Source: RefSeq, a predicted model, not a curated record